This is a messenger RNA of Leptinotarsa decemlineata (Colorado potato beetle), 594 nucleotides long. RefSeq lists its product as uncharacterized. The record is from RefSeq and is a predicted model, not a curated record. Lineage: Eukaryota; Metazoa; Arthropoda; Insecta; Coleoptera; Chrysomelidae.
AUGCCUCCUAUGAAGGAGGCAUUAGCUGUUUACUGGUCAGCAGUGCUGCCAACCGUACGGAUGUGCUAUGGUCUCGAUACGGUUGAGUGCAGAAAGCUUGCUUAUGAGAUGGCUGUUUAUUAUAAUUUGAAUAUUCCAAAAAACUGGGAAGACAAGAAGAUGACAGGAAUUGACUGGUUAUAUGGGUAUAGAAAACGGCAUCGUGAUUUAACCUCAAGAAAGGCUGAACCUUGUAGCCUGACCCGGGCAACAUCAUUCGAUCGUUACAAUGUGAAUGAUUUUUUUAAUAAUUUGGAAGAUGUUAUGCGGCGAUGUCCUAGUUUUGCAGAUGGCAGUAGAGUAUAUUGUCUAGAUGAAACUGGGACCACUACUGUCCAGAAACCCAAAAAAGUAAUUGCAGCAAAGGGAGCUAGACAGCUAAAUAAAGUAACAAGCGCCGAGAGAGGUACACUCGUUACCACGUGUUGUGCUGUGGCUACAACGGGAUCAGCACUACCUCCAGCAAUGGUGUUUCCUAGAAAGCAAUACAAGUCUUUCAUGAUUAAUGGUGCACCAGUAGGAACCCUAGGUCUAGCACAACCACCGGAUGGAUGA